UUGGGCAGUUUCUCACAAUGGAGAGUGAAGAGGAUGCAGUGAAGAAGGCACGGAUGGUGGAAGCUCGGGCUAGGAACAUUAGCCAUAACGUCCGUUGCACCGAGUGUGGGAGCCAGUCCAUUGAAGACUCACAUGCAGAUAUUGCUAUCCUACUCAGGAAGUUGAUCCGUGAAGAAGUUCGAGCUGGCAAAACUGAUAAAGAUAUCUAUAAAAAGCUUGAAGAGGAUUUUGGGGAGACUGUUCUCUAUGCACCACAUUUUGAUCUUCAGACUGCAGCUUUGUGGCUUUCACCGUUUUUGGUUGCAGGUGCAGCUGCAGGAGUAUGGGCUUAUCAAAAGCACAGACAAAGGACUAAUGUUAACAUCAAGGCAUUGAACCUUGUUAGAGGUGUUCCAUUGACCCCCAAAGAUGUAGAGCUUCUGACACCUCCUUCAUCACAUGGAAAGAAAUGGUGGAGGCAAUGA
Messenger RNA from Telopea speciosissima, 464 nucleotides. Its product is annotated as cytochrome c-type biogenesis CcmH-like mitochondrial protein. The record is from RefSeq and is a predicted model, not a curated record. NCBI's taxonomy places the organism in Eukaryota, Viridiplantae, Streptophyta, Magnoliopsida, Proteales, Proteaceae. The coding region runs from base 18 to 464 and encodes 148 amino acids. The transcript has 3 exons.